Messenger RNA from Empidonax traillii (willow flycatcher), 1460 nucleotides. RefSeq names its product hyaluronidase 3 (gene HYAL3). The record is from RefSeq and is a predicted model, not a curated record. Gene Ontology annotation, cellular component: acrosomal vesicle. The transcript is spliced from 3 exons. Gene Ontology annotation, molecular function: hyalurononglucosaminidase activity. Gene Ontology annotation, biological process: hyaluronan catabolic process; carbohydrate metabolic process. Lineage: Eukaryota; Metazoa; Chordata; Aves; Passeriformes; Tyrannidae. The coding region runs from base 31 to 1365 and encodes 444 amino acids.
GCUGGCCCCACAGGCAGACGGCGAGGUGGGAUGGUGCUGGUGCUGUGGAUGUGCCUGGCACUGGGCACCACCAGUGGGGAGAGCCCAGCACCCGAGCCCCUGUCAGGCGGCCAGCCCUUUGCCGUGGUGUGGAACAUUCCCACUGGGCGCUGCCAGCACCACUUUGGCGUGGCGCUACCUCUCAGUGACUAUGGCAUCGUGGAGAACCAGGGCGGCCACUUCAGGGGCCAGAACAUCACCAUCUUCUACAAGAACAAGUUUGGGCUGUACCCCUACCUGUCACAGCAGGGUGUCCCCCGCAAUGGGGGCAUCCCCCAGUGUGUCCCUCUUGGCGCCCACCUCUCCAGGGUGGCUGAGGACAUCCACCUCCUCCUGCGCCCUGCUUUCCGUGGCUUGGCCGUGGUGGACUGGGAGGAGUGGAGGCCCCUCUGGGCCCAAAACUGGGGGACCAAAAAGAUAUACCGGGCAGCCUCAGAGCAGUGGGUGCGGGACCGGCACGGCAUCCUGCCAGCACGGCGGCGGCUCCGGCUGGCCCGGCGGGAGUUUGAGCAGGCGGCGCAGGCUCUGAUGGAAGAGACGCUUCUGCUGGGCCAGACCCUGCGCCCAGGGGGGCUUUGGGGUUUCUACCGCUUCCCUGACUGCCUCAAUGGAAACUGGGCCAAGGAGGCCAACUACACUGGGCAGUGUCAGCCGGCAGAGGUGCAGCGCAACAACCGGCUGGGCUGGCUCUGGGCUGCCUCUACAGCCCUCUACCCCAGCAUCUACCUGCCACCAGCACUGCCGCCUGCCCUGCGCCACCGCUACGUCCACCACCGGGUGCGCGAGGCCCUGCGCGUGGCCGCCUUCGGAGCCCGUGGCCUCCUGCCCGUGAUCGCCUACUCUCGCCUCUCCUUCCGCCGCUCGCCCCAGUUCCUGGAGUUGGCUGACCUGGUGCACACCAUCGGGGAGAGCGCAGCGCUGGGAGCAGCUGGACUUGUGCUCUGGGGAGACAUGUCCUAUUCCCGCUCAGCUGAGAGCUGUGCCAGCCUGCGCCACUACCUCGUUUCCACCCUGGGCCCCUAUGUGGCCAACGUGAUGGCAGCAGCCCGAGAGUGCAGCUACAGGCAGUGCCACGGACACGGGCGCUGCGUGCGCCGGCAGCCCCACGACCUGGGCAGCCUCCUGCACCUCGGCCCCGGUGCCGGCCCACCGGCUGCUUUCCGCUGCCACUGCUACCGCGGCUGGGUGGGCGAGGGCUGUGCUCAGCGGGUCCGGCCUGGCCCUGCUGCCUCCUGCCUGGUGCCCACCCACACUCACAGCCUUUAUGGACGUAAGGACCUCCCGCCCUCCGACACCUGCCCGCCACAGGGCACAUGGGGCUGGUGACCCGGGCAGGGGACCGCCACGGUCCCCUGCCCUGGCAGCACUGCUGCUGGCACUUCUUAACGGUCUCAUUAACUUAAAUAAAUCCUCGUGGCAGA